AUGAGGGUGAAGGAUCGAAAGACAGUAACGACUGCUCUUGCAAUGAACAGUGAACCUACUAUGCUGUCUAAUAUCAUUCAAAGUGAAGCCUUCAGCAAUCUUGGACGUCUCCUGCGAGUUACAGCCUUGGUUCUGAAGUUUAUUAAGCUAUUAAAGGCACAGCGACAGGGAGAUGUGAAUCAGAAGCCGGAGAUACGUGUGACCGGUGCAGACAUAGAAGAAGCCGAACUUCUAUGGAUCAAGGAAGUACAACGAGAGAUGAAGAGUAAGGAGAAGUUUAAGAUGAGGUCGCACCAGCUAGGGUUGUUUGAGGACGAUAAGGGAGUUAUUCGAUGUCAAGGUAGACUCGGGAACAGCGAGCUUACAGAUUCUGCGAAGUAUCCAAUCUUGCUUGACGCUAGCCACCACUUAACUACACUUGUAGUCUGGAGAUGUCACGAAAGAGUCAUGCAUGGAGGAGUUAAGGAAACACUCACCGAGUUGAGAUCGAACUUUUGGAUUGUUCGAGGCCGAUACUUUAUCAGACGUUUGUUGUUUAGAUGCACAGUUUGUAAGAAGUUUGAAGGGAAACCGUAUAAGGUUCCACAAGCUCCACCCCUGCCUAACUACAGAGUCAAAGAGGCGCCUGCAUUCUCGUACAUCGGUUUGGAUUAUGUUGGACCUCUUUUUUGUGAAGUCUACCAGUGACGAAGAAUGUAAGGUCUGGAUUUGUUUGUUUACUUGUUGUUCUACGAGGGCGGUCCACUUCGAGGUUGUGCCCAAUAUGACUUCAGAGGCAUUUCUGAGGUGCUUCAGAAGAUUUGUAGCUCGUCGUUCAAGGCCUUCUUUAGUGGUAUCAGACAAUGCCAAGACCUUCAAGAGUGCUUCUAAGGAGCUUGAGAAGAUUACAAGUGAUCCCAGUGUUGUUAAGUACUUUGCCCAAGAGAAGAUCAAAUGGUCCUACAACUUAGAGAAAGCCCCAUAGUGGGGAGGCUUUUACGAACGACUUGUCAAGUCACUGAAGAGAUGUCUUAAGAAGACAAUCGGCCGAGCCAAGCUUUCCUAUGAUGAACUUGUAACUGUUGUUACAGAAGCUGAAAUGAUCUUAAAUUGCCGACCCAUUUCAUAUGUCUCUUCUGAGGACCUGGAGGAACCCCUCACACCGUCCCACCUCAUUGUUGGUCGAAGACUCGGCGCCCUUCCUGAAAUAGACAGUCCUGCAGAUACGGACUUUAGAAUUUCGCCGGACGACCUGAGCAGAAGAGCAAGACACCUUGAUAUGAUUCUGACUCAUUUUUGGAAGCGUUGGAGAGCAGAA
Messenger RNA from Porites lobata, 1297 nucleotides. NCBI's taxonomy places the organism in Eukaryota, Metazoa, Cnidaria, Anthozoa, Scleractinia, Poritidae. The record is from the annotation of a GenBank genome assembly.